AUGGCCCCACGGAACACUCGCUACUGGCGCAGCUUCCUCCACAAUCUGCUGUGUCCUCCCGAUGUCUCCAGCUCCGAAACAUCAUACGACGGCGUGUGUUUCUUCACACUCUCGGGUCGGGUUGAGUACCGCGACGGCUGCUUCCAAGCCUCCUUAACGCCCGCACUGAGACUAAGUGGCUGUGUCUUCCACAUUGUCUCCGCCACUUUUUCGAGCAUACGCGCUGUGGCGAGCGGCAAAUACUGCGGUCUUAUAGUAGAGAAGCUCCCCUUCGGCGUUCUGGUCGUGGGCUUCUCGUCGCCUCUGAGGCUUGAGGCGAUCUUCGGCCGCAUCCAUCACGCAUGUACAGCCCUACGACGCUGA
Messenger RNA from Phytophthora infestans T30-4, 363 nucleotides. RefSeq lists its product as uncharacterized. The record is from RefSeq and is a predicted model, not a curated record. The transcript is spliced from 2 exons. Lineage: Eukaryota; Oomycota; Peronosporomycetes; Peronosporales; Peronosporaceae. The coding region runs from base 1 to 363 and encodes 120 amino acids.